AUGAGUCUUUUUGAAAAUAUAUAAUACCUCAAUAACUAGCAAGCACCACUUCUUGCUUCUUUAACUUCUUCUGCAGCUUCAAAUACUUUAAAUCCCUUGUAUGACAUCAGCCUCGCAGCUUCACUCUUUCCUAAUAUCCUUCAAGCUCAAUCUUAAAAUCAACAAACCCCUAACUCUGUCGCAACAUCAUAAUUUUCAACUUCUAUGGAACCUUUUGGUAGUAACAUGAACAAUUGUAUGAAUUCAAAUAAUUUUGCUCUCAAUUAAAAUUCUUCACUCUAACAAAAUCCUACUCAAGGUGGUAUGAGCCAAAUGAAUCAAUCUGCUUUAAUGCAGCUCGAGUAUUUGCAAUAAAUAUAGUUGAUAAAAUAGCAACAAUAGCAAUAAGAUCAAUAACGUGAGUAAUAUAAGCUUGCUUUAAUUACUGAACUAAUCAAACUAGAGUAACAAUCUUAACAAUCAACCCAAAAUCCAUUGUCUUAAGUAUUUGGAUUGAAUGAUUUGAGCAUCUAAAACUAAUUCGUUUAAUAAUAGUAACCAAACACUAAUAACUUGCUCCUUGAACUCCUCCUCUAGUAAAACAAAAAUGGUACAACACAAGUUGCAUAAUCAUCAUAUUUAAAUGAAGUGUAAAAUUAACUUUAGUCAAAGCAAAAGACUGCUUUGUUAAAUUAAUCCUAAUCUCCCAAAGGCAAUGACAACAACUAUGAAUCCAGGACUUUAAGCUUCAUUCCUUCUAUAGCAAGUGCUUCUCCACAACUUAUUGCAUAAAUAUCUCCCUAAUUAAAGAAAGAAGAUGACAGUAUUUGUACUCCCCAAUUAAAUUAGUUAAACACACAACCAAUAAAUUUGAAAAACAAUUUUCAAUAAUAGAGUGAGCAGUAAGAUGCUAUGAACUCAGUAUAAAGUAAAAAUCAACAAUCAAGUGAAAUGAAUCAAAUGGAUUCUAAUUCUAUCACUAAAACUUUAAACCAAUAAAACUUCGAUAACGGUGUAUUUUCAUCAAAUUAGCAAUAAAUUAAAUAGUCUUAAAAUAGUGAUGGAAAUAAUUAAAACCUAGACAUCAAUAUCUUGAUAAAUUAAUAAAAUAACGAUGAAUAAUUCGAAAUUUAAAGAAAACGUCAAGAGCGUUUAAUUAAAAUUGAAAAAUAUAAGAACAAAAGAAGAAACUGGUUGCGCAAGAUUUCUUACGACUGCAGAAAGAAAGUCGCUGAUUCUCGUCUCCGUAUUAAGGGACGUUUCAUUUCUAAGAAAGACACUGAAAAAAUCAAAGAACUUAUAGGAGAUAACUAAGAAGCAUUCAAUGCUAAGAAAAACCUACGUCUCGACUUUAUGAACAGCAAAAUGAAACUUUAAAACCUCGAUCUAAACCCAGCCAUCUCUAAAAAUGAAAUCUUGAAUCAAAUUGAAUAGUUGCUAUUAAAGAAUCGUUAAAUCCACACAACUCAAACUAUGUAGCAAAUUGUCAAGCGCAUUUAAAAGAAACAAUAAGUUUUCUGCUUGAUUAAAAGAGGCUAAACAGAAAUGAUUAAAUUUUCUGCUAAUAAUCGCUCUUCUUCUAUGAAUUAUCAAGAUGAAGAAUACAGUUCUAUGUGCGAAAAUUCAAAAAUUUCAAGUACUUAAAAUUGA
Tetrahymena thermophila SB210 is the source of this 1629-nucleotide messenger RNA. RefSeq names its product CCT motif protein. The transcript has a single exon. Gene Ontology annotation, biological process: regulation of flower development. The record is from RefSeq and is a predicted model, not a curated record. Gene Ontology annotation, molecular function: protein binding. NCBI's taxonomy places the organism in Eukaryota, Ciliophora, Oligohymenophorea, Hymenostomatida, Tetrahymenidae.